AACAAGGUUACUUGGUCGUGUGUUUGAUGAUGUAAUGUGAAGUAGUUUUUGUUCCGACUGAAAGAGGUUAUGGCACGAGGCUUAAUCCUGUUAUCAUCGCCAACAUCACUCUCUGCAAACACUCUACUAUCUUCCUUCUCCAAAAACCCAUCAACAAGUUUCAAACUUUCACCGUUUUCUCACCUUUUACACCUUCAAAAACCUUCCUCUGUUUCAUCACCAUGUUGUUUCACAGUGUGUUCCUCUUCUUCUCCUUCUUCUCAACAAUGCUCAAUUGAUAUGGCGAAAUAUAGACAAGUUUUUUCUAGGAGAAUGGAUAUGGCUGGAAUCAAACCACAUCAUAGGAUUGCUUUGGGAGUCUCUGGUGGUCCUGACAGUAUAGCGCUCUGUGUGUUAACUGCUGGAUGGAAAACUGCUGGUGCUAAUUCUGUUGGCACUGACAGUAGUGGUUUCAUUGACGGUCUGUUGGCGAUAAUUGUCGAUCAUGGACUACGUGCAGAGAGUAAAGACGAGGCCAACAUUGUUCGUAACCGCGUUUCUCAAAUGGGAAUCAGAUGUGAGAUUGCCAACUGCGAUUGGCCAAGUGGCAAGCCAAAACAAGGUCAUUUGCAAAAAGCUGCUCGUGACAUGAGGUACCAAGUCUUUCAUGACGUCUGUGCCAAACACCAGAUUGGAGUGUUGUUUAUUGCACAUCAUGCUGAUGACCAGGCCGAGUUAUUUAUUUUAAGACUUUCUCGAAAUAGUGGUGUGCUUGGACUUGCAGGCACACCUUUCACCUCCCAGAUUUUCCCUAUGCAUACACAUUCCUACUGUGAAGUUCCGGCAAAUGGAGGCGUCCUUCUUGUGCGGCCUCUUCUGGAAUUUUCGAAGGAAGACAUGUACAAGAUAUGCCGAGGAGGUACUGAAGAGUGGGUAGAAGACCCGACAAAUCAAAACCAGUUAUUCACACGGAAUAGGAUACGAAGGGAACUUAAUCACUUGUCAUCUUCAGCAUUCAAGUCUGAACUCCAAAGAGUGAUUUCUGCAUGUCGAAAAACACGUGCAUAUGUCGAUCAUGUUUGCCAUAGCCUGAUACAUCAAGCUGUGGUUAUCAAGGACCUUGGAUAUGCCGUUAUUGAUUUACAGAUUCUUUGUCCUUCGAAAAUUGAGGACAUAUACCUGCUGAAAUUUCUUUCCUUGGUCUUACAGUUUGUUUCACAAAGACAAAGGCAAAUAAGGGGCAGUGCUUUGAAAUUGCUAAUGGACUACUUACGCACUAUUCAAUGCAAGAACUGUAUUACUGCCGCUGGUUGUUACCUUUGUCCGGAUCCUGGUUCUAAAGGGUCCAGAGUCCUGGUUUGCUGUUCUGUUGACAUUGCUUUACCUUUAAAGAUGGAAUUUUCUGAGACAUGCUCUUUUAGACAGCAUGAGUACCAUGUUGCCAAUGAGUUGGAAAAGAUUAUAGAGGAUGAAAAAUCAAAUUCAAAUCACUUGGUACUAGAUGCAUCAGAUGUCCACUUUUUGGAUGCGAACCCUGAAUCAGUUCUGGAUGAAGCUAAAAGACUAAACAUAAUCAGUGAACCAACCUUCAAUAGCAUUCUCGUACUGCAGAAGCAAGAAACCAAUCGCUUCAGGUCCAAAGUUGGAGCCAUUUCUGACCUCGCAUCAAAGCAUGAAGUUGAAAAUGCUACCUCUUCUGGCAAUUCGCUUCAGCCAGGGCAGUGCUGUUACUUCAUGGAUCGAUUCAUGCUAACAUGGAAGUUGAAUGAUAAAAUGGAUAGAGACGUACUUUCCGAUUUAGUUGAUUAUGGCAUGGAUUUGAGUGGAGAAGCACGAAACUUUUGUUGCACGUCUUGUGUGGUUGGUCGUGAUCAGGUUCUUGAAGUGCGGCAUAUGAUUGAAUCUGAUUGGCUGUAUCUUGCCGAGUUAUCUAGGUAUUCUCCACUGGAAAACUCCGCGAACGGAAACACUAAGAUGAUGGAGAAAACAGCUUCUUAUCUGCACUAUGCCAGUGUGUCAGCAAAAAAGGCUCUAGUUUUGUUAAAAUCUAUCCCAGUUGCUGCAAGGAGAAGCUUGCCUGUUCUGAUCAAUCAACAAGGAAAAUUAAUAUGCAUUCCAAGUGUCAAUUUUAAGCAUUGCCCUUGCUUGAUGGUGCACGUGGAAUAUAAGCCGAAAAUUCCACUUGGAGGAGGUCAUAGCUCAUUCAUAUAGAAAGAAAAAAAACGUAGACGCGAAACUAAAUAUCAUGAUUGCAAGGAUAUUUUGGUGGUUGGUUAUCCAAUUUGAAUUGAGAAAAACCGCCCUUGACCGGACACAUUUGAAGUCAACCAAAAAGAGCACGUCGAAAAAUGCAACAAUGUCCUAGCCAUGGCCACCAGUAAGCCAUAACUUGCCAGUAGCACAUGAGCUUAUUAAUUUGAUAAAUGCUACUCUGAAAAUGGAGUGAUGGAGAUUUCUGUAGUGAUCAUCAUGGAAGAUGCUUAACAGGUUCAUCCAGAAUUCCAGAUGGAAGUGGAUGCUCAAACUGUGGCAAACCUCUUCAACCAACCAUGAAGCUGUCUACACAAUUUAUUGAUCGCUCUUUCUUAGUAUAAUAGUAUGAUUUGGUCAACACAAUUUAUUACAAAGGGAAAAUAAUUGAAUGUCAUGUACAUUAUUAUCUGUCAAUAAUGUAUAGACUCCAAUGUUUAUUUUUUUAAUUCUAUUUGAGACGUGUUAGACACUAGUUUCUCUCCAAAGUGGGAUUCAAAACUUAGUUUGACUCGUGAUAGUCUAGACUCCACUGUUGUCUUGUCUAGAUUCCCAUAUUUAAAUGUAAUUCACUACUUCAUAAGGUAUUAUAAUAUCUUCUUGCAACA
Medicago truncatula (barrel medic) is the source of this 2837-nucleotide messenger RNA. Its product is annotated as tRNA(Ile)-lysidine synthase. The record is from RefSeq and is a predicted model, not a curated record. NCBI's taxonomy places the organism in Eukaryota, Viridiplantae, Streptophyta, Magnoliopsida, Fabales, Fabaceae. The transcript has 11 exons. Gene Ontology annotation, biological process: tRNA processing. The coding region runs from base 70 to 2190 and encodes 706 amino acids. Gene Ontology annotation, molecular function: ATP binding; ligase activity, forming carbon-nitrogen bonds.